Molecule: messenger RNA, 1566 nt
Organism: Telopea speciosissima
Lineage: Eukaryota; Viridiplantae; Streptophyta; Magnoliopsida; Proteales; Proteaceae
Product: cytochrome b561 and DOMON domain-containing protein At3g25290
Exons: 3
Coding region: 47-1219 (390 amino acids)
Source: RefSeq, a predicted model, not a curated record
AAAUAAAUAUCCCCUUCACCCGCCACAGUGAACCCAUCACCCAUCAAUGGCCUCUUCAUUUUCUUCUUCGUCUUCGUUUUUGAUUCUAGGGUUUGUUUUGAGUUUGUUUCUUCUGCAAAUCAACCUUUCCUAUUCUCUCACCUGUUCAUCACAGCAGUUCUCGAGCAACAGACUUUAUGACCACUGCAAUGAUCUUCCACACUUGAGCUCUUACCUUCACUGGACCUACGAUUCAUCAAAUUCGUCUCUGAAGAUAGCUUUCUUGGCUACUCCUGCUAAAACUGAUGGAUGGGUUGCUUGGGCUAUCAAUCCUCAGUCACCUUCCAUGAUUGGUGCUCAAGCUUUGAUCGCUUACAAGUUGGAUGGGAAUAUGACUAUGAAGACCUUCAAUAUAACCUCUUACAAAUCAAUCACUCCUUCGAAAAUUGCUUAUGAGGUCUGGGAUAUGGAGGCUGAGUACUCAGAUGGGAUGAUGAGGAUCUUUGCAACCGUAGGAUUACCCAGUCAGAUGACGACGAUUAAUCAAGUUUGGCAGGUUGGGGGUGCUGUGUCAAAUGGGAUUCCGGUUAUUCAUGCGUUCCAGUCUGCAAAUUUGAACUCUAAGGGAACCCUUGAUUUGUUGAAAGGGGAGAGCGGCUCCACGACUGGAGGGAAUGAUAGGAUUAGGAAGAAAAACAUUCAUGGAAUAUUGAAUGCUGUCAGUUGGGGAAUUUUGUUUCCCUUUGGAGCCAUUAUUGCAAGGUACCUGAGGACGUUCCAGUCUGCAGAUCCUGCGUGGUUUUAUCUUCAUGUGUCCUGCCAGUUCUCUGCUUAUGUUGUUGGUGUUGCUGGUUGGGCAACUGGUCUUAAGCUUGGGAGUGAAUCAAAGGGAGUGGUGUACUCUGCCCACAGAAAUAUUGGGAUUGCCCUCUUUUGUGUUGCAACUGUGCAGAUUUUUGCAAUGUUCCUGAGACCUAAGAACGAUCACAAGUACCGCAAAUACUGGAAUGUCUACCACCAUGGUAUUGGCUACACCAUUAUCAUCCUUGGCAUCAUCAAUGUGUUUAAAGGUCUGGAUAUAUUGGUUCCUGAUCACAAGUGGAAGAAAGCUUAUGUCAUUGUGCUUAUUGUGUUGGGUGCUAUUGCUCUUCUGCUGGAGGCAAUUACAUGGACUGUAGUAUUGAAGAGGAAGUCUAGCAAUUCUACCAAGCCAUAUGAUGGCACCAAUGGCAGGCAGUAGCUGCUCACAAUAUGAUCUGUUGGUUGUUGUUCUUGCAGAAUCUUCUUCUUUGAUCUUCUUAUUGUGUAUUAAUUCAGAUGAUGGGUUGUUAUUGUUGUUCACAGGAGUUUCUCUUUCCCCCCUCCCCCAACUUUUUGUUCAUCUUGUGUAUACUGGGUUAGUUGCAGACCUGCAGUUGGGUGUCCCUUUAGAAUAUACAAAUAGGUUUCAGUUCUGUUAUUCCUGUCUGUCUUAUAUUAGGUAUGGGUUGAGGGUUUUACAGCCCCCCAAACAUAUCUGUCUAUUUCUCUAUUGUAAUACAUAGAAUUGCAUUCAACCUUUUGAAAUCAAUCAUGGCCCCUUGUUUA